AUGAUAGGGGAUUUUAAUGAGAUUACUGAUCAUAGCGAAAAAGAGGGAGGCAGAAAGUGCGCUGAUAGUUCUUGUUUGCCUUUCAAGCAGAUGCUAAGUGAUUGUGGGGUGCUGGAAUUUCCAUUUACUGGGAAUAAGCUUUCAUGGGUUGGAAAAAGAUCGGGAGGGACAACUGUUAGAUGCAGAUUAGAUAGAGCUGUGGGUAAUGAGGAUUGGCAUGAAAAGUUUCCUCACUCAACUGUUAAGUAUCUUAGGCUCUGGGGCUCAGAUCAUCGUCCGGUCCUAGCAGAUAUUCUCACGAAACCAGUAAGGAGAAAAAAGAACUUUAAAUUUGAUAAGCGUUGGUUGGACAAUGAGGAGCUAAGCUUUCGGAAAGCUUUGAGCCAAUGGAGGAGGCAAAACAAUGUGAACUCAGAAAAGUUAGUGGAGGAGCUUAAGGAGAAGGUAGAGGGUCUUUAUGCGAAUGAUGAUGCUAUUUCUGAGGAGAUAUCAGAAGCUCUAAAGGAACUAUCUACUGCUCCUAAGGCAGAGGAGUUGUUUUGGAGACAGAAAAGUAGGGUCUUAUGGUUAAGGAAAGGCGACACGAACUCAAAAUACUUUCAUGCCCUAGUAAAGCAAAGGAGAGCACGUAAUAGGAUAACUCAGCUCCUCGAUGAAAAUGGAAAUGUGGUGGAGGAUGAGGAGGAAUUAGUAGCCAUUGCUACUAGCUACUUUAGGCAAAUAUUUGAGUCUUCUAUCCCAGAGGAUAUAGCUGAUGCGCUUGCAGAGGUAUCGACGACGAUUACUGGGGAUGUAAACGAAAAACUUACAGCCCCAGUAACUGAAUGGGAGGUCAAAUUAGCUUCGUUCGCUAUGCAUCCAGAGAACGCUCUAAGACCAGAUGGAAUGACAACCCUUUUCUACCAGAAGUUUUGGGAUAUUGUCAAAGAGGACUUAACUCGCAUGGUUAAUCAGUUUCUCUUUGAAAGGACAAUGGCACAGGGUCUGAAUGACACGAUUCCAGCGAAUGAUCGACAGCAGAUCAAAGAUACACUUGGUAUUCAAAAUGAAGGAGAAAUGGGUUCCUACUUAGGAAUCCCAGAGGAUAUUAGUGGAUCAAAGUGUAAGCUAUUUGCUUUCUUAAAAGAACAGUUACUACACAGAGUGAAUGGUUGGACUGGUAGAUGGCUGUCAAAAGGAGGAAAAGAAGUCUUAAUCAAAUCUAUCUUGCUAGCUCUACCGACUUAUGUCAUGUUCAGUUUCCUGCUUCCCUUGGAGAUAUGUGAAAACCUAGCAAGUGCCAUUACACAGUUCUGGUGGAGUUUGAAUCCGCCAAAGAGAGGAAUUCACUGGGCAAAAUGGGAGAAAAUAUUCAUUAGUGGCGAGAGUUCUUUGGGGAAGUAUUACCGUCUAAGUUCGCCUUUGCGAACUGGCGCUGUGGAUACACCAUCGUAUAUUUGGACGAGUAUUAUAGUGGCGAGGAAGCUACAACUUUUGGGUAUCAGGAGCAAGGUGCAUUCAGGAUAUGAAAUUAAUGUGUGGGAGGACCCUUGGAUUCCUUCAACGCCAGCAAGGCCAGCUCGAGCAAGAGUCCCAGUUGUAAACCCCAAGAUGACCGUCAACAGUCUUAUUGAUUUCGAGUCAAAGGAUUGGGAUGUACGUUUGCUGGAACAAUAUGUGGAUCAAGAAGACAUUCUGAUGAUUCAAAGUAUGGCCAUAAGCCCUACUCACCGACGGAUACUUUUUGUUGUAGCUGCACCAAAAAUGGCCAAUAUACGGUUAAGUCUGGAUAUUGGGUUGUUAUGA
Messenger RNA from Brassica oleracea var. oleracea, 1785 nucleotides. RefSeq lists its product as uncharacterized. The coding region runs from base 1 to 1785 and encodes 594 amino acids. NCBI's taxonomy places the organism in Eukaryota, Viridiplantae, Streptophyta, Magnoliopsida, Brassicales, Brassicaceae. The record is from RefSeq and is a predicted model, not a curated record. The transcript has 4 exons.